This is a messenger RNA of Nicotiana attenuata, 1289 nucleotides long. Its product is annotated as cell number regulator 6-like. The record is from RefSeq and is a predicted model, not a curated record. Lineage: Eukaryota; Viridiplantae; Streptophyta; Magnoliopsida; Solanales; Solanaceae. The transcript is spliced from 5 exons. Bases 273 to 992 code for a protein of 239 amino acids.
GGCGUGGAUGCCGUACGAAAUAUGACUUAACCCCUUUACUUAACUAAAUAAACAAAAAAGACUAAACCCCGCAACUAUCGGAACACAAUCUGCGAUUUCCGCGUUGUAAUAAACGCCGAGGAUCUCUUUCUCUUUGUGUAAAUACAAACUACAAAAAUAUACUUAAUCCUCUGAUCGUACCAAAUCCAAAAACCCUAAACUCUCUCUACUUGUUUCAUACUCAGUUACAUUUUACCUCAUUUGAGUUUCCGGUCUAUUACAAGAUCAAUAAUAUGGAGGAAGGAGGAAAUCAGUCAAGGUAUGUAAAGUUAACGAAAGAUCAAGCACCUUUUGAAGAAGAUAUUAAGCCUGGGGAACUCAAUCAGCCAAUUCAUGUCCCUCAGCUAGUCGUUCACAAGUGCAAUGAAUGUGGACAAGCUUUACCUGAAAGUUUUGAGCCUCCUGCAGAUGAGCCUUGGACAAGUGGGAUUUUUGGAUGUGCGGAAGACAAAGAUAGUUGCUGGACGGGACUUUUCUGCCCGUGCAUCUUGUUUGGGCGUAAUGUCGAGAGCCUGAGAGAAGAUACUCCUUGGUCUACCCCUUGUGUUUGUCAUGCCAUUUUUGUCGAGGGUGGCAUUGCUUGUGCAGCUGCAACAGCAGCAUUUCAUGGUAUUGAUCCAAGUACAUCGUUCCUCAUUGGUGAAGGCUUAUUGUUUGGUUGGUGGAUGUGUGGAAUAUAUACUGGCCUCUUCCGGCAGUCACUGCAGAAGAAGUAUCAUCUCAAGAAUUCUCCGUGUGAUCCUUGCAUGGUGCACUGCUGCUUGCACUGGUGUGCCUUGUGCCAGGAGCAUAGGGAGAUGAAAAGCCGUCUGUCAGAUAAUGCUGCUAUGCCAAUGACAAUAGUCAAUCCUCCUCCUGUCCAGGAGAUGAAUGCUGCUCGUGACAACCGUGAAUCUGUACCUUCCUCAGCAAAUAGCACCGAACAAACCAACCUCGAGAUGCAAGCUCUAUGAAAACUAAAAAUCAAUUUACCAUAUCAGAUAGCUGCUCAAAGAGUUCGCGUGAGUGUGUCCUUGCUAAGUUAUACAGGAAAAGAUGGUCAUUGUUUUAGAGGAAAAUAGCUCUUCAACUUCUUGUUGUGAUGAAAUUGCCUUUUUGAUGCACAGGUUCGGCCAAUACUGUAUUGAACUGCAAAUGAGUAGCGGCAUUACUCUUUUGUUUGAGUGUUUCAGAAACAUUAAAUUUAUUUAGAGUCGAAGGUCAAAAGACUAACCUAUAAUAAAAAAUCUUUUAUUCUGCUUUCUAUAGUA